AAACCUAUCUGCUUACAGUGCCUGUCUUCUCACAGUCUUAUCAGCCUCUAGCAAGAAAUCAUGGGCAGACAGAAGGUGUAUUUGGACAAACUCUCCAGGUUCUUCCAGAUCCGCAACCUGCUGCUUCGCCAGGCCCUGGCAGAGUGUCUUGGCACUCUCAUCCUUGUGAUGUUUGGCUGCGGUGCUGUGGCCCAGCUGGUGUUGAGCGGUGGUUCCCAUGGCAUGUUCCUCACAGUCAACUUUGCCUUCGGCUUUGCUGCCAUGUUAGGCAUCCUGGUCUGUGGCCAGGUAUCAGGUGGCCAUCUGAACCCCGCUGUGACCUUUGCCCUGUGCCUGCUCGGAAGAGAGCGCUGGAGAAAGUUUCCCAUGUACUUCCUCUUUCAGACAAUUGGUGCUUUUUUUGGUGCUGCCAUCAUUUUCGGCAUGUACUACGAUGCCCUGUGGGACCAUCCUGGAUGUUUCAAUGUGACUGGGCCUAAAGCCACAGCUGGCAUCUUUGCUACCUACCCUGGAAAGCAUCUCACCCUUGUCAACGGCUUCUUUGAUCAGAUCAUUGGCACGGCAGCACUGAUUGUUUGCAUUCUGGCUAUUGUGGAUCCAUACAACAACCCCAUCCCCCAAGGACUGGAGGCCUUCACUGUGGGAUUUGUGGUUCUGGUCAUUGGAUUGUCUAUGGGAUUUAAUUCUGGCUAUGCUGUCAAUCCUGCCAGAGACCUCGGACCACGUCUUUUCACAGCCAUGGCUGGGUGGGGCAGUGAAGUUUUCACGGUGAGGAAGGGCUGGUUCCUGGUGCCAGUUUUUGCCCCAUUCCUUGGCACUAUCAUCGGUGUGAUGAUCUACCAGCUGAUGGUUGGCUUCCACAUGGAGGGAGAAGCACGUGACCAGAAGAGGGCAGAAGAGGAGAAUGUCCGACUCACCAAUAUCACCUCCAACGACAAACCCAAAGACACUUCCAAAGAGAUGCUCUGAGUGCGUUAGAGAGUUACACACUCUUACACAUGCACAUUUUGUAAAUACCAAUACACACCAGCAUUUUUCCUUCCAGCCACAACUGUUUUUUUCCAAACCCCCUUCACAGCUGUUGAGGAAUCUCCCAAAAUAGCUGUGUGUUUGUGAAAACAGGCCACUUUCUUUACAUUAUCAUAUGAUUGUAUUAUAUUGUAGAGGAACGAUUGUGGGUGAGCGCGGAGGGGAGAAACACAACUUCAGAAACACAGAAUUACAUUAAUUCUUUUAGGAGAUCGACAUUUGGAUCUUAGUGUCUCCAGUUUGAACAGUAUUGUAUGCUUUUACCAGUGGUUUUAUGUAACUUUUUUUAAUAUAAUUUUACAUAGUAAAUGUAUUUAAUCAGAUAUAUGUCUUUUCAAGUCACUAACAAUGCAGUCCAAAACCUUUCACUGUCAACAUCUGAAUCAGGGAAAUUGUUAGAAGAUUGGAAAAUUAAAAUGUCAAACUCCAGCCUAAAGUCCAAAUAUUGAAGAAUAUUGUACAUUUUAAGUACAGUAUGGGAAAUGAUGCAAUCAAUGUAGACUACGUCAACUCUGUUGUUUAGAGCUGACACAUGGUGGUGAAGCUAAAUCCUUCCCACAGCAUUCCUCCCUUCACCACGGCUAUACAAGAGCAGCUAUAUUAAAGCUACUGGCUUUUUAUAGACACUCUUUUGCCCCGUUAAAAUCCUAACCAGCAAUCCUUAAACAAACUUGAUCAUUUCCCCUUUGUAUCAACCAAAUGUUGUCAGAAGAAGCCUUCUAGUUUUAAUGCUUGAAAAUAUCAGAAGUGUGUUAACAAAUGACAAUGUACAGCACAAUAUUAACAAUCUAUCUUAAAACUGUAAUUUAGUUUAUGCCUAAUGAUGUGUUUGUACCUUGUGUAUGGUCGGGUGCUAGACUGUGAGCACCCUGGUGGAUUGUAUGUAGGUUGAGGGGAAAUGUUUUUGUACUGAUACAAUAAAGUUCUGCUUUUCAUUGUUGCAUGAA
Epinephelus fuscoguttatus (brown-marbled grouper) is the source of this 1976-nucleotide messenger RNA. RefSeq names its product aquaporin 3a (gene aqp3a). The record is from RefSeq and is a predicted model, not a curated record. The transcript is spliced from 6 exons. Gene Ontology annotation, cellular component: basolateral plasma membrane; plasma membrane. Gene Ontology annotation, biological process: water transport; glycerol transmembrane transport. Lineage: Eukaryota; Metazoa; Chordata; Actinopteri; Perciformes; Serranidae. Gene Ontology annotation, molecular function: urea transmembrane transporter activity; glycerol channel activity; water channel activity. The coding region runs from base 61 to 969 and encodes 302 amino acids.